This is a messenger RNA of Truncatella angustata, 1164 nucleotides long. RefSeq lists its product as uncharacterized. NCBI's taxonomy places the organism in Eukaryota, Fungi, Ascomycota, Sordariomycetes, Amphisphaeriales, Sporocadaceae. The record is from RefSeq and is a predicted model, not a curated record. The transcript is spliced from 3 exons. Bases 203 to 865 code for a protein of 220 amino acids.
CGAGGCUACGGAGGCUAUAAGCUCCCGUAGCUAUAACGCAUUCGCCAAGAUCGGGUAUAAAGACAGCUCUGAGCCGCCGCGGCGUUUAUAUGUAUCUCAGUCUUGUAGCUCAGAAGCAUAUUCAUUAUCAAACACGAACAGUCGCCUUUGAGCCACGCAUCUGGACAAUCUUUGAACACGCUGAAUCCUACAAGACCUAAUCAUGUCGACGGUCCUGAUCAUCGGCGCUGGCCCCAACAUUGGCCUGGCAACCGCAAAGGCAUUUGCAAGUGCUGGUUACAAGGUCGCCUUAGCCUCUCGAAGCAAGAUCACGGACGCCUAUAAGCACUUUCCAUUCGAUGCCGCCAAGCCCGACACAGUCCACCAGCUCUUCGAGGGCGUCCGCAAAGAGGUUGGCGACCCCAAAGUUGUGAUUUACAACGCUGCGGCUUGGACACAAACCCCGCCCGAGACACCGUUCGCGUUGAGUCUCGAUGAGUACCGCAAAAGUUCGGACGUCAAUACGACAUCGGUGUUUGUGGCGGCCAAGGAGGCGGUCGACGGCUUCGCUCGCACGGGGCCUGGGAGCACCUUCAUCUUUACGGGUAACCUGCUGAACGUCAGGCCCGGGCCGAGGUCAGUAGCCUUCGGCAUAGGCAAGGCGGGAUCCGCAAACUUGAUCAAGGCCGCAAGCACCAGCUUCGACGGAAAAGGUUACAAGUUCUACUAUGUGGAUGAGCGCAAGAGUGAUGGAGCUAAUGUCUAUCCUACCGGUGCUGAAGCGCAUGCAAACACCUUCUUAGAGUUGGCAAGGGAUGACAAGCAGAGAGCUUGGCAGUAUACUUUUGUGGAUGGUAAGGGAUACGUGGAUUUCAAUGAACGGUAGUUACACUGUCCACGGAAGAAAGGCCUACAGUAUGCGAGCGUAGCCCGGGCAGCCUGCAGCACAGGUGGCGAGCCCACUGACCGUAACGAUCAGUGGUGUUCUUUAGCCGUCGUGCUCUUGCCCGCAGGUACCUGAGGCAGCAUAAAAUUUCAUCUCAGGCAUAACGUCAGACCAACCUUAUAGUAAUUGAGAAAUGUCUUCUUGGGUCCCACAUCUUGAUGCCCUCUGACCUAAUAGCUGUCAGGGUUGCAGAAAGCCAAGGUUGAAGAUACGAACCAAGAAAGGAACAAAACUAAGCG